Messenger RNA from Stegastes partitus (bicolor damselfish), 7740 nucleotides. RefSeq names its product salt-inducible kinase 2b (gene sik2b). Gene Ontology annotation, molecular function: tau-protein kinase activity; ATP binding. Bases 467 to 3280 code for a protein of 937 amino acids. The record is from RefSeq and is a predicted model, not a curated record. Gene Ontology annotation, biological process: microtubule cytoskeleton organization; intracellular signal transduction; protein phosphorylation. Lineage: Eukaryota; Metazoa; Chordata; Actinopteri; Pomacentridae. The transcript is spliced from 15 exons. Gene Ontology annotation, cellular component: cytoplasm.
AACCAGAGAACAUGAUGCCUCUUUGCAAGUCAACUCGUGUGCUUUCUAGCUGAUAGAGGCACCUCAAGCUGAAAUAUUAGAGCUCUAUUGUAUUGGAGAACGUGGUGUGACAGCCCCUGGGCUCAGCAAAUGGCCUGCUUCGUAUCGCCGCGCUGACGGAUAGAGCGUCGCCACAUCGGCGUCCAAGCUGGCAGGGCGACACAGAAAUCAACUUUGUCUAUUUUUAAUGGACACGCUUCGAGCGGCGGCGGCGGCGGCGGCAGAAGCAGCAGAAGCGGCGGCGGGCGGUUUGUUUUCCUCUCGUCUUUAUCUGUAGCUGCUCGAGCAAAAGAAGAAGAAGGGGGGAAAAAAGCAGCACCGUGUGUCUGUUGGUGAGAGAGGAGCCCCUCGUGUGUCCCCCUCCUCCUCCUCCUCGCUCGUCUGGCUGCCUCCUACUCUUCCACAAACAGUCCCGUUUUAGAACAGCAUGGUCAUGGCUGACAGUGUCCAGAAACCGCUGAUCCGGGGUCCGGUCCGAGUGGGCUUCUACGACAUCGAGCGCACUUUAGGAAAGGGCAAUUUCGCUGUCGUCAAGCUGGCCCGACACCGCAUUACCAAGACCGAGGUGGCCAUUAAGAUCAUCGACAAGACCCAACUGGAUGCUGUCAACCUGGAGAAAAUUUACAGAGAAGUUCAGAUCAUGAAAAUGCUGGACCAUCCUCACAUCAUCAAGCUCUACCAGGUGAUGGAGACGAAGAACAUGCUUUACUUAGUCACGGAGUAUGCCAAGAAUGGGGAAAUCUUCGACUAUCUGGCAAAGCACGGCCGCCUCAGUGAGCUCGAGGCCAGGAGGAAGUUCUGGCAGAUCCUGUCAGCAGUCGAAUACUGUCACAACCGAAACAUCGUCCACAGAGAUCUGAAGGCAGAGAAUCUGCUGCUGGAUGGCCACAUGAACAUCAAGAUUGCAGAUUUUGGAUUUGGGAACUUCUUCCAGCCUGGGGAACCUCUUGCCACGUGGUGCGGCAGCCCGCCCUACGCUGCUCCAGAGGUCUUUGAGGGACAACAGUACGAGGGCCCACAGCUGGACAUAUGGAGUAUGGGGGUGGUGCUAUAUGUGCUGGUGUGUGGCGCGUUGCCCUUUGAUGGGCCCACUCUGCCUGUGCUCCGACAGAGAGUCCUAGAAGGAAGGUUUCGCAUCCCCUACUUCAUGACUGAAGACUGUGAACACCUCAUCCGCAGAAUGCUGGUCCUGGACCCGUCGAAGCGUCUGUCUGUGGCCCAGAUUAAGGAGCACAAGUGGAUGGCUCUGGAUGUUCCCGUGCAGAGGCCUGUUCUGUACCAGCAGCCCCUGUCUGCUGAGGGUGAGGCGGGCGUAGGAGAAUACAGCGAGCAGGUCCUUCGCCUGAUGCACAGCCUCGGUAUUGACCAGCACAAGACCAUAGAGUCUCUGCAGAAUAAGAGCUACAACCACUUUGCUGCUAUCUACUACCUGCUGGUGGAGCGUCUCAAGGCCCAUCGCUGCAGCUUCCCCGUCGAACAGAGGCUCGACGCCCGCCAGCGACGACCCAGCACCAUCGCCGAACAGACGGUCGUCAAGUCGACCAGUGGUUCAGCCCAGGUGGGUUUGCUCCCGCAGGGCGUUCGUCUGUUGCGUUCCCCUGCUGUGCCCCAAGCCUCCUCCGAUGCUUUCACCUUCCCCCAGACUGCAUGUCCCCUGGAGCAGAAUUUCAUGGUGGAGGAUGUCAACACACCAAAAGUGAAUGGCUGCCUGCUGGACCCCUUACCUCCCCCCACUGUCCUCCGCAAGUCCUCCACCUCGUCGCCUAGCAACAUGAUGGAGACAUCGAUUGAUGAGGGCAUCGAGACUGAGGAGCCCGACACGGAUGAUGAUCCACCCCACCUGCUCUCAGCCUAUCAGACAGCUCGAUUCGGCCAACGGCGACACACCCUGUCUGAGGUCACCAACCAGCCAGGGCCUUCGAACCAAGGUAAAUUAUUCACUCUAGGCCACAACCCCUCCAUGGGCAGCGUGGACUCAGACAUUGGCUACGAUAUGGGCUCCAUACACAGUGACCUUGGUCUGCUUGAGGACCCCCCCUCUCUCACUGAAGUGGUACCAACCAACAGCUCUGCCCCCGGCGUAACCCCAACGCCUUAUUUGAGCGCUCGGCCUGCCAACCCUGCAAUGGCUGCCCUCACCUCCCAGCACAGGGAGACACACAACCGCUCGCCCAUCAGCUUCAGAGAAGGACGCCGCGCAUCCGACACCUCCCUCACCCAAGGUUUGGUCGCCUUUCGGCAGCACCUCCAGAACUUGGCGAGGACCAAAGGUAUCCUGGAGCUCAACAAAGUCCAGAUGCUGGUGGAGCAGAUGGGCUCCGGGGAAGGGGCCGCCAUGGGCCCUCUGGGACCACCGCACCACUUGCACAACCUCCUGGAGGGUGAGGCAUACAAGCAGCAGGAGGGCCUAGCUUUAUAUCAAGGUGGGCCACAGCCGCCUCUUCUGUCGCGCAGACAGAGUUUGGAGACACAGUACCUCACUCACAGACUACAGGCCAACGUCUUGGCUAACAGUCCUGCUAGCUGCCAACUUUUCUGUAAGGAGACUCCUCGAAGUUUAGAGCAACAGCUGCAGGAACACAGUGGAUGCAACUGCUCUGCUCGCAGACUGAACCAGAAGAGGAUGUACCUGCAGCAGUCACAGGGCAUGGGACUGCAGGCCUACUUCAACCAGAUGCAGAUAGCUGAAGGCUCCUACCCAACAGGCAGCCCUGCUCUGGACCCGGCGGCAUCUCAAACUUCCCCUCAGGGCCCCCCCAUGUCAGUCCCCCAGCCUCAGCAGCAGGGCAGUCCUCAGGCCUCGCCGCCCUUCAGCCACACCCAUAGCUUGACCCCUUUGAUGGAACCGGGCGAGGGUCUGGUUUAUGAACCCUACAUGAGCCAUCACCACUACACCCAACAUCUGCCUCCUGGAUCUCACCUCCACCACCAGCUCCACCAUCCCCAGCCUCAUGACGCUUCUGCCAGCGGCCUGGGCUUCAGCUUCCCAGCAGGCUGUGAGCAGCAGGCGCUGGGGCCUUCCCCUGAGGCUCUUCUCCCAGAGCAGUACGAUUUCUCGCUGGACCCCUCCUCGCUGGUCACUCAUGCUCAAGGAGAGGCUGACCCCGGAGCUGUGGCCGGAGUUUUGGCUGGUCCGGGCCCGUCAGACGGCCUGGGCCUGCCUGAGUUGCAGGGCUCCCUCCUGGACAGUGAGAUGAUGGAGACCGUGGACUCACAGCAUGGCUUCGUACUGGUCAACUAAAGCCGGCUGAAGGGGUUGAUAGAAAGCAGUAUUAAGCAAUGAGAACCUACACAGCAUUAAGAACAGAGAGAAUGGAGAUAUAAGUGGAGGCCAUAAGCGUAGCAAUGAGGAAGAAAGUGUUAAUUUUUGUACAACUAAUACAAACUUCAUUUCUUAGUUGUGAUGAACUCAACCUUUCUACCAAAAUCCUCCCUUAACCUACCUCCCUUUCUCCCUCUACUCCUCUGUUCUCGUUCUCAUCAGCCCUGUGAGGCAGGAACAGGCCCGAUAUGUGGCACAACGUCGAGCUUCGCCGUGCUGACGUGGCGAGGCUGCUGUUGUCACUUACGUUGUGCCACCUGUGAGGACUGCGCCGUGCAGCCUGGAGGAGGGGGGAUGCUGCACAUGCUGGUGGCUGCUAGAGUGCAUCAUUUCACCUAGAAAUGGUUUUGGAAGUGAACUAAUUUAGGACUGACCGAGUGGCAACCAAAAGCACAAAGGCUGGAAGUGCUUUUUGUAUUUAAAAUAGGACACCAUCGACAACAAUAGACUGGUUCUCAAAACACUUUGGUGCAUUUUUUAAAGAUUCCAGUAGAUAAAAAAAUAAAUAAAAUAACUGAACAAGAGAAAAUGGCCCUCAUUUAUCACGGUACCAUGAAUAUUACCACAAGUUCAAGUGUUAAAAUGUGUUAUUUUGUUGGUUUUAUAGCCAUUAUAGAAGUUAUUUACACACUAAUGUGCAAAGGCUAACAUGGAGUUCAUGCAUAGGUUUUAGCACUAGUAUAUACACUAUUCCUUCAGAAAACAGGCAACUUUUGUCAUUUGCCUAAGCAAAUAAUCUAAAUGCUACAAUUGUGCUUUUAACAGUGAUAAACUCGCUCCAAGCUGUUUUUGACUAAUGCGAACAUUAGUGUAGGCUACGUGACAUAAAUAUUUGUUUUGUUUCUUGUAGAAUGUAACUACUGAUCCUGAUUAAUUUCUUACACUACUGAACUGCUUUCCCACCUUUACCCAAUUGCACACACUUGCCAUAUUUCAUUAUGCUCAACACGAUGAGGAUAAUUACCAGUUUUUGCAGGCAAAAUGGCCGCGCGCCUAUUUAACAGUUGAAAUGUGGGUCAUGCGUUUGCCUGAUAAAUGAGGGCUGAUGGAGUUAAUAUGUUGGGUUGAGAAGCUGCGGUGUUAAACAGUCAAUAUUAUUCUAUUUUUGUGGCAAUACUGAAGCAAUAUUAAUCCUUAAUGUGGAGGGAUUGUAAAUGGAAGCCUCACCUGUACAGCCGACUCUGAUUGGUUCCCGGGGACCUCAGAGUUGUCAGCAGUGACAUCACUUGAGCUGAUGAUGUAACCAGGAGAUAAUCUGUUAUUCGUUUUGCCCUGAAAGUGCAGGGAUAAGCCUGGAGACAGCUGUAUGGAUGGAACUGUGCAAAAGUUUUAGGCUCGAAAAGCAAAGCGAGGACAUUUUCGAAAAUAAUGCCACAACGAGCGUUUAUUCGUCAGUUAACGUCAUACAAUGUGCAGUCAACUUAAAACAAAACAAAAAAAUGCCUACAUCAAAUCAAUCUCUGGUUUGACCACCCUUUUGCCUUUAAAACAGCACUGGUUUUUCUCGGUACGCUUGCACACAGUUCUUAGAGGUACUUGGCUGGUUGGUUGUUGCAAGCAUCCUGGAGAACUCGUUCUGUCUCAGUUGCUUCCGACUCUUUGUGUAAUCUAAGACUGAUGAUGUUGAGGUCAGUGAUGCUGAAUAAACACAUGCCUCCCUGCUGGUAUGACGUUAUGGAUAAGAAGCUAAAUAUCAAAUUUCUUAAAACUUUUGCACAGCACUGUGUGUGUGUUUGUAUGUAUGUGUGUGUGUGUAUAUGUUUGUUUGCACAAUACAGAAUUCAGAUUUUCUGCAUCCACCACAAUAUUCGUCGUCAUUGCUGAAAAAGACAAACACUGUAUUACAGCUUUCUUAAGAGUGACACAAACUGUGCUCUUGCCCUCAGUGCAGUUGUAGCUUUUAGAUUAACUCUGGUUUACAUCCUCAGUGCUCCAGUCAUGCCUCUGUGUUGUUUUAAUGAUGAAUCGUGUUUGUUAUAAUGGAAUGACCCCUUGAAGAUUCCCUGCAUUAGAUUUCAUGAAAGAAUGUUUCCUCUCUGACGUUGAGGCUGCUGUGAGACGAAGACCAGCAGAACAUCAGUCACCUGACACUGGAUUUUGACUGUUGGCUCACCACCAGUCUUUGACUGACAGCAAGCCAGCAACAAGACGAGAGAUUUUUUUUUUCUUUUGUUUUUAACAGCACUUACUGUGUUCAGUCUACUUGAAGCACACAGAUGUAUCUUCUCUGACAGAUGAUGAUGAUUUCAAAAGAAGUACGCUCAAUUGGAAUAAUAGGACAAUGAACGUCACAGGGCUGACAUGAAAUUAUUGGACUGUGACCAUCUGUGGCCUGUGGCCAGACUGUGUAACCUUCAGUGGUCGUGGGUUAAGCUGUAGGAGUGUUUGUAGUCAGAUUAGCCUUCAGACAAGGCAGUCAUUCUCAGUGUGUAGACUGGACUGAGCACAUAUCUUACAGAGUCCACAAUAAGACUCCUAAAGUACAGAGACUUGACUUUGACUGGGAGUCUCUGUAGUUGCAGUUAGCAGACAUUAGUGACGGCAAGAAAAUGUGGACCAACUGUGGUUGCAGUCCUGUGCAAGAUGUAAAGGAAAAAUCCACCCUAAGAUGCUUUUAACACAGUUUCACAACAGAUUAGGGCUGCGACUAAUGAUCAAGUAAUCUGAUGAUUACUUAGUUAUUUGUUGUUUGACCUAUAAAAUAGCUGUGGAAAUGCUCAUAGGAAAUCAAGGAUUUCUUUUGGGAUUAACAAAGUUUGAGCUUGUGUUAUCUUAUAAUUAUCAUAGCCAAGAUACUAUGUUCAGAUUGGUUUAUUUGUCUGACCAACAAUCCAAAACCCAAACAUAUUUGGUUUAUUGUCAUAGCAGGCCAUGAAAAUUGAAAAAUGUCUCUCACCAACUUAAACAAACAGUUUAACUCAAAUUGCUGACGAACAGUUACAUGUUUUCUUUCGUCAGCUUUAUGGUCUAUUAAUGCUGUCGGCAAGUUUUGCCGUCAGUCUCUCAGGAUCUAAGAGCAACUACUUAGUAAGUCACCAUUUGCUCUCACAUUUAACAGUCAAAUGGGCAGAGAUACUAAUAACUCCAGCUCCAAUGGCCUCAUCAGACCAGAGUGCAAUGCAGCCACAAGACAUGUUGCAAAACAGGUCUUGUGGCUGCAUUAAUAGUUCCGCCCUUCAAUUUACAAACUAGUCGGCUAGCUGGAUAUGUUUAUAUGGUCAUACACCCACAUUUUAUUGACAGGAAUAAGCUCACACCCAUUUUGUGGGUCAUGUUGAAAAUGUCCUUUUGAAAGAAAGAGCUGCACUGACGUGUGCGAGGCUGGUUACAGAUGAAAUAAUUAUUCUGGGGUUUGCAGAGCAUUAAAUUGUCAGUGCUGAUGGUGUAAGAGCAUCAGAGGGUGGAUUUCUUGCCUUGAAGUGAAUGUUUUGAUGAUUGUUUUUAUUUCAUUUUGUCAAUGGUCAGGCUAAAACAGCUACAGGAUGAUCUGUGGAAGUUGAAUACUGGAGCACUUUGACAACAAGGGGAAGAAGAGAUGUAGCGAGAGAGGAGGAGGUGACCGUGGUGGAGGUGGAAAAGGUUUGUAUUGCUCUGCUGUUUCCUGGCAGAUGAAACGAACCGUAAUCUGUAGGAAACACCUUUCUCCUCUCUCUUCCCCACCAAUAAUGGACACAAAACAAAUUUCUUUCAAAGAAAGACCAGACAUAGUAACACUUUAUUUGAUUGUUGAUUUUAAUCCAAGAAAGAGUAACACUUUUCAGUUUAUUAUGAUGAGUGUUCUUUGUACAGAUUAGGGGUGUAGUGAAUCUUCAGUGCGCGCUCAAGUUGCACCGAGGUCGAAUUUUGUGUUGGAAGUGAAUAGUGUUCAGUGUGCCUUUUACUUUUCGUAUUUUCAGUCUAAAUUAAGAUUUUGAAUAGCACCGUUAUUUUUGGUUGGACCCUUUUAUCAUUUUAUUUUAUUAUGAUUACUUCUUGCUUUUCUGUAUUUUUUUUUUUCUUUUUUUUUUUUCUGAAAGUAAGUAGAGCCAGGUUUUACAAAGGUACAAAACCAAAGUCCCUCAGAAGUUUCCCUGUACGACCCACCGUGUGGAGUUUUGGAGCUUCUUUGUCAGCUUCUCUACCGUGCUUUUUUUUUCUCGUUGGUCAAUCAGUGUAUGCCAUUUAAAAGUAUUAUAGCAAUAUUUCUCUAGUUGAAGACUAAAGUCAUGAAGAUUCUAGUGGAUGUGUUUCCAAGUAUCAUAAUUUCACCUCCUGCUGAUAAAACAAAACAAAAAAAAUCAGUCUAUCAAUAGAAAAUCCAGUUUUAUAUUUACCUUCAUUGAUGUUGACCACACAUAAGCUAACUUGCUGUUGAGAUUAAAAAGGUUUAUUGAACAGAA